Molecule: messenger RNA, 780 nt
Organism: Lachancea nothofagi CBS 11611
Lineage: Eukaryota; Fungi; Ascomycota; Saccharomycetes; Saccharomycetales; Saccharomycetaceae
Source: the annotation of a GenBank genome assembly
AUGAGUUUAAACACAAUACACAAGAGUUCGGGGCCUGAUCGCUCUGUCUCAGCUGAAAAUCCAUUGAAGAAGGCUCAAAUAUACAAUGACAUAUGCGAAUACGAAGAGACCUUAAGCCGACUUGUUGCAUCUGUAGACAGGUUUCAUCCAGACAUACAAGCGGUCAAAGAUCUAAUUGAGGCCGAUAGAAAGCUUUCAGAAAGUUUGAAAUCGCUGCCGAAAUAUGAUGAGAUAGAUGCCAGAGUUAAGAAACUGGAUCAAGAACAUGAAGAAGCGGACAAGAAGACCGCCCGAAUACUUGAGACCCUGACGGCAUGUCACGACCAGCUCAAUUCACUUCCCAUGCUAGAACAAAUAGAAUUCGAGCGAGCGACCAUGCUCAAACAACGAGAGAAAGUAUUUACCAACGUUUUACUGGAUUAUGCUAUGAAGUUAGCCAAGUUUACUCACGUACCACCUACGUUUGAUAAAGGUACAGUCGGCCCCAACAAUUUUGUUUGGCCUGCGGAAGACGCAAUGAGAAGAGGAAUGCUGGCUAUAGCCUCUCUUAGAGCUUCUGGAAAUGACGUUCCUCCAGAAUUAAUAACACAAGACAAAAAUAAUCAAGAAGAGAGUGGAGAAGUACACGAAGAAGCUACGGCGCCCACUGAGGAAGUAAGAUUGGAAGCUCGUAGGCCCUCUUUCGAAUUUGAUAGUACAAGGAUCAAAGAGCCUCAGGACGAAAAACAUGAUGAUGACAUAGACUUGGAUUUAGAUCUGUUCAAUUCGGAGGAGUUUUAA